Messenger RNA from Ruditapes philippinarum (Manila clam), 5576 nucleotides. Its product is annotated as transmembrane protein 98-like. The record is from RefSeq and is a predicted model, not a curated record. Gene Ontology annotation, cellular component: endoplasmic reticulum. Bases 635 to 1369 code for a protein of 244 amino acids. NCBI's taxonomy places the organism in Eukaryota, Metazoa, Mollusca, Bivalvia, Venerida, Veneridae. The transcript has 7 exons.
AAUAACUAUCAGUAAAAUUCGAUCACGCACUUGAUUUGUUUACAAAAUUUUGGUCAAAAGCUCAAUAUUUUAAUGUUUAUAAUGCUUUGUUGGCAUGAAGAUUAACAUGUCAACAGUUUAGAAACUAUCCGGAUAAACUAUUAUUUCUGCAGAUUUAAAAUCUCUUGAGAUGCAAAUCUUACGUGACGAUGUUUGGAUAAGAGUAUAUAUCGAGAGUUAUAGUUAAGCCUUUAUUCAGGUUUUGAAAGAAGAAAUCAACUUGAAUCACAGAUGCUUAGAUGUUACUGUCUGUGAGUAAAAAUAAACUCAAAGAAUGCCAACAACAAGAAAGAUAGUAAAAACACAGAGAUGUGAAUAAGCGCUUAUAAAAAGAACAUUAAGAAAAUGAUUUCUGUGAACAGAACUAGAUUUGAAAAUACUGUAAAAGUGACUCGUACAUGUAAGUAAAAGUUUCUGUGUAAACUGUUUUCAUUCACUUGAACAAUCCAGCUUGAGAUAUGGCCUUGAUAAAAACAGAUAUUUGUGUAAUUUAUAACAAGAUUUUAAUUUGUGUUCAGUGAAAAGUGAAUGUUAAUUUGUUAGGACUGUGUACGAGUUUAGUUCAGUGAAGCGUUAACGAAAGAGGAAGGAUUUUAUGGCAGUUAUGGAAACCGUUGUUGCCGUAGCGAUUGGAAUCCUGUCAACUAUAUUUGUCGUGUCCCUAGUAGCAUUAAUUUUUGUGUGCUGCCAAAGAUGUCGAAGGAGGGAUUUAAUCUCACAGCUUCACAGAGAAACCAGACCAGAUGUUCAACUCAUUGUAGACGAACCACAACAUUCCAAGUCAGAGGUAGAAUUAGGGGAGGUGGAACUCGCUAACCCAAAAUUAGACGAAAUUUUACAAAAUGAGCACUGGGUGGAUGAUGCAUCGGGAUUAGUUCCACAUUGUAUUGCCAUUUUAAAAACUUGUCAUGAGCUUGCAGAGCGUCUUGUUGGCAUGACGAUGAACAACUCUGACAAGAUACGUACGGAAGAAAUGUUAACAGAAAUAGUCUCAGUAGCAAAGAGAAUCAACCCUCGUGUUGAUGAAGUUGUGCAAUCAAUGUAUCCUCCUCUAGAUCCUAGAUUGUUAGAAGCAAGGUGUACAGCAUUAGUUCUCUCAGUUAGUCAUUUAGUUCUGGUCACAAAACAAGCGUGUAGAUUGUCACAAAAUAUAGACUGGAUUGACCAGUCGUUAGCUGAUGCUGAUGAUCAUUUAAAAGUUUUACAAGAAGCAAGUUUUAAUCUUGCUCCUGAUGUCAGAUCUCCGUCAAACUCAGUCGCUUCAGUUGACAGUCAGCAGCCUAUGAUGAAUGGCCAUGUGACUCAAUUUAACCAAUCAUCACAGGUGUAACAAAUUGAUAUAUGGCUAUCAUUGUCAUGUAAUACUCUUCAGUCAAUCAACACAGGUGUAACAAAAUCAUCUUUAUUUGUCAUGGAAUGCUUUGAUUUAGUCGAUCAGCAAGAACUUUUCUGAUUGGUUGAUUGCCAAUCUGUAUAACAAAUCAUCACAGACAGGGCAUUAACAUGAAGAAUAAUGUUGUAAAAAGAAAUAUUCUUGUUCACGGAUUAUUUCUUGGUAGAGUGUAAACAACUUCUACCAAUCCCAGUGAAUUGAUUGAUGCAGCUGCAAGAACUGAACAUGCGUGCACAGCUGUAAACAAUGCUGUAAGAUGCUGUGUUAUUGGUUGACAUAUAUAUUUGAGCCAAUCAACACUUGCUUUACAAAUUUCAUUUCAUUCAUGAAAGGAGAUGGAUGUUUUAAACGGACAGCAGAGUAAUUUCUGUGCAUUGUAAACGUUGAAAAUAAAGUGCUACAAGCAGUACGAUUAGUUGUCAGUAAUUGUGGCUGCGUAUCGACCCUGAUGGAGAAGGAACAUAUGUCCUUUAAAAAACAUUUCCAACACCCAGAGGUGGUCGAUUUUAUCUGUUUAUACAUGUAUCUGCUAAACAUUGAAGUCAAGUUCAGAUAUAAACUGUGAUUGUACAUGUAUAUGUAAUUGCCGUGUACAUAAACAACUUUUAAUCUUUAAGCCAUAUGUUUUGUUUUAUAUAUUUGUGUCAAGGAUGCUGAUUGGUUUAGCUUAUUCUUCAAGAUACUUUGUUAGAUAACAUAUAUGAUUGGUCAAUGUUUCUUCCAUCUGAUAUUAAAGAGAUUUUUAAAUUGAUGCCUGACAAUUUAGGUGACUUCAAUGCAGGAUUAUAACUCAUUAAAAAUAAACAAAAAAGUGGUAAAUGUGAAUAAGUCAAGUGACUGUAAACACACUAGAUUUAUGGCAUAACUAUGUUUACUUUUUAAGUUGAACCAGGGGUUGUAUGAUAUCCCAGAAGUGUUGUUAAGAAUCUGGCAUUAGAUGCUAUUUUUUGUUACAAUUUAGUGUUGUUGUGUCUUUUGAUAAGAUAUCAUGUUUGUACUGAUAAUAAAUUUUGAUUGUUGAAUGCAUUAUUCUGUAACUAAACAUUACAUUUAUAGCUAUAAGAUGUAACCAUAAUUUUCACAUUUUAAAUAAUACUUCAGCUGGUUAAAACAAAGAAUGGAUUUGCAAUUGUUUUUAUCUGAUGAAUAUUUUUCAGGACAGAUCAGUUAUACUUCAAACAUUAUUCUCAUGUAACUGUGUUACAGCCUUUUAUAAUUUUUGCUGUAUGAAUAAAUAUAAAAAAUGGGGAGUCAGUCCCAUGUAUCGAAAACUUUCAAAUGUUGUGACACUGGAUAUUAAUUACUCAUUUUUUAAAAAUAUCAAGUUUUAAUAUGUGUACUUACUUCUCCAGUUUGAUAUAGUUCUACAGAAUUAUUUUUAUAGUUAUUUUUAAUGAAAAAAUCAAAAAUUUUCUUUUUAUAAACUGUUGUUGUUUUUUAUUCUAUCAAUUUAUUGCAUUUUGAUAAUACUCAAUUUCUAUUUUUGUAAUUUUUGAAAUGAUAUAAAUAUCUUCUUUUAAAAGUAUUGAAAACAAGUACUGAUUACCAUUAUAUGUAGGGACGUCUGUGGCCGAGUGGUUAACGUCAUUGACUUUAAACCACUUGGCCCUCACUGUUAUGGAUUUGAAUCCCAACAGGGUCUUUAGAUUCUCUCAUGUGAGGAAGCUAUCCAGCUAGCUUAUGGAACAUCAGUGGUUCUACUCAGGGGACCAUUUGUGCCUGAAAUAAUGCACGGAAGGGCACCUGAGGUCUUCCUCCACCAGUAAAGCUGGAACAUCACCAUAUGACCUAUACUGUGUUGGUGUGACAUAUAAACCAGUCAAACAAACAAACCAUUAUAGGUAUUGUUUUAUGAAAAUCAUUUCUAAGAAUGUAUAAAAUAUAAUGUGUUUGUUUCCUAUGGCAGCUUGAAUUAAUACUAUGGUAUAUUAGUUUGUAAUGUUAGAUUUGGAAGACGUCUGAAUUUUUUUUUAUUUUUGCGUUACAUAUUUUCUUCAUCUUUUAUAUUAACACAAUUAUGUGAUGUUAAAAUUAAAUACUCCAUAAUUAUAAUUAGUGAUAUAUUAUUUGAAAGCUUCAACACUAUAAUCUUUAAUAAUUUUAUAAAGGCAACAGUUUAUCACCAAAGAUUUGAACUAAUUAUUGAAAUUCAGCAAAUUGUUUUGAAAGGGAGAUAAUCAGUACCAUAGAUUUUUUUUAGCUUUUCAAGAGUUGUGUACCUUUUGUUAAUGUAUACCAGAAUACAUGUUAUAAUUGUAUUAUGUACAGCAUACAUAUUGCUACAAAAAUUAUUUUACGCAAACAUGAUGUAUUUGUUAUUGUCUCAGCAAUUUUUAGCAUUGUUUUUAUAUAAAAAAAACUUUUGUUACUUGAUUUUAAAUAAUGAUAAUUUUUCAAUGUGCUUAGAUUACAAUGUGCCUUUAAACAUGUUAUGUGAUGUUACAUCCUCAAUGUGCUUUUAUCAAGUUAAAAUAUUUACAUCAGUAAAUAUGCUUUAAUAAAAAAAUGUAUUGAUGCUGUGAAUGAUUUUAACUUUAAAUUUUUGUAUGAAAGUAUUUAAAUAAACAACUCAGUUAUGAUUGGUGAAAUGUGUAUACAUUUUUGUUCACAUAAUAUUUUUUACAAAACCCUUGUUGCUUUUAUGUAUGUAUUCUAUGCUUAUUGAGGGUCCAUCCGCCCUUUCAGGCACUGAGAGUAUGGACCCCUUGGUUGUUUUAAAAUCAAACUAGAUACUCUUUUAUACUCUAUUCAUGAAGGUUUAUGUAUCAUAGCAACAAUACUUCAGCUUUUAUAAGACAUGAUAAUUGAUGUUGAUUAAAAAUUUGAAUUGUUCUUCUGUAAUAUAUGUAAAACAAGUGUUCUUCAUCUUAUAAAAAACCCUACACUGAUUAACAUAAUGGGGUGGUUAAAAGAAUAUUUAUUGUAGCCAUUCUUUCUGUGUCCUGUUUAUUUAAGACAAAAAUAUGCUUUAUAUUGACUGUGAAUUGAUAUGAUACCACUUUUGCUUUUAGAGAUAUCUUGAUUUUUGCUUGUGAAUAGAGCCACACUUUUAUUAUAUAUGGGACCAAAAAUAUAUUUUUGGUGCCAGAUUUAUAAGUCUAUUGAAUUUAAGCUUUACCUACUCUAACUUUCCACUUUCAGUAGUUACUAGUAAUCUUAUUAAUAGACUUAAUUGUAUACAAUUAUUCUAUAUUUGUUUUUGUUAAGAAAUGCUAGUAGUAACGUUUAUGAAACUGUUUAUGGUGUUAAUUUUGAAGAAAUUAAAACAAACAGUGUAUGAAUGAAACAUUCCAGAUAUUUGCCAUAUGAUUAUGUAUAAAACAAUUCAGACAUUGACCAUACAGUUAUGUAUGAAAUAUUCCAGGCAUUUACCCUACAGUUAUGCAUGAAACAUUCCAGACAUUUGCCAUAUGAUUAUGUCUAAAACAAUUCAGACAUUGGUCAUACAUUUAUGCAUGAAACAUUUCAGACAUUGACCAUACAGUUAUGUAUGAACCAUUCCAGACAUUUACCCUACAGUUAUGUAUGAAACAUUCCAGACAUUUACCCUACAGUUAUGCAUGAAGCAUUCAGGACAUUUAUGCUACAGUUAUGUAUGAAACAUUCCAGACAUUUGCAAUAUUAUUUUGCAUGAAACAUUUCAGACAUUGACCAUAUAUUUAUAAAUGGAACAUUCUAGACACUUACUUUAAAUGUAUGAAAAAUUUCAGACAUUUGCCAUAUAAUUAUGUAUGAAAUAUUUUAGACAUUGACCAUACAUUUAUUUAUGAAACAUUCCAGACAUUUACCCUACAGUUAAGUAUGAAACAUUCCAGGCAUUUACCCUACAGUUAUGUAUGGGACAUUCCAGACAUUUACCCUACAGUUAUAUAUGAAACAUUUCAGACAUUGACCAUACAGUUUAUUUGUGAAACAUUCCAGACAUUUACCAUACCAUUAUGCAUAAACUUAUGUUUGAAACAUUUCAGACAUUUGCCAUACAAAUAUUAUGAAAUAUUAAGACAUUUUCACUACUUACAGAAAUGACACGUUCCAUUUAUUACACAUACUGUUACUUGUUUUGUACUCAUUAUUUGUGUUAUGUACAUGUUUGUGAUUUUUGAUACACACUAUGCAUACUGUAUGACUAUAAUAAAAGAAUACA